CGGAAAAUCUGAUCCAAUGGUUCAAAAGAAGAAAAAAAACAACCGCGGCUGGUACAUCGCCUCUCCUCGCCCCGCCCCGCCCGUCGCCGCCGUGUCCGCGAGUCGCGAGGGGAUCGCUCGUCGGCGCGAACUCGAAAAGCCCAGGACGGCAGGCACCGCAGAGCGCGUAGGGCCAACCGGAAACCUCAUUGGCUGGCAGCGGAACCUUUCGAUGCUCCGCUGAACCGGCGGAGGCGGCGGCGGUCGAUGCCGCGCGACUGGCUCGUUUCAAGUCGCCGUCGCAGAGAUGGCGCCGCGACGCGCUGGUGCUCAACAUCGGGAUCAGUCUUCAGGCCCGAAGAGAGACAACUUGCCAAGAUGACUGCUGGUUUCCAGCUUGGUGUGAUCGGAUCGCUGACGCUCUCAGUGGCAUCAUCGGUUGCCAUUGUCAUCUGCAACAAAGCUCUCAUCAGCACUCUUGGCUUCCCAUUUGCUACUACAUUAACAAGCUGGCAUCUCAUGGUGACCUUCUGCACCCUUCAUGUCGCACAACGUAUGCGCUUUUUUGAGCCAAAAGUGAUUGAUGGCCAAACUGUAAUCCUAUUUGGGUUGCUGAAUGGGACAUCAAUUGGCCUUUUGAACCUCAGUUUAGGAUUCAAUUCCAUCGGAUUCUACCAGAUGACAAAGCUGGCGAUCAUACCGUUCACAGUAAUGUUGGAGACUAUCUUCCUAAAGAAAAGAUUCAGUGAGAGUAUCAAGUUUUCUCUGCUGAUCCUGCUACUAGGAGUUGGCAUUGCUUCUGUUACUGACCUCAAGCUAAAUCUUCUUGGGUCAGUCCUUUCUGGCCUCGCCAUCGCCACAACUUGUGUCGGCCAAAUUCUCACCAAUACAAUACAGAAGAGAUUAAAGGUCUCUUCAACACAGCUCCUGUACCAAUCCGCGCCCUACCAAGCGGCAAUUCUCUUUGCAACCGGCCCCUUCGUGGAUCAUCUCCUCACCAACCGUAGCGUCUUUGCCCAUAAUUACUCCGCUCCAGUCGUGGGAUUUAUUGUCCUGUCCUGCUUGAUCGCCGUGUCUGUGAACUUCAGCACGUUCCUUGUGAUCGGGACGACGUCGCCGGUGACGUACCAGGUUCUGGGCCACCUCAAGACGUGCCUGGUCCUGUCGUUCGGCUACACCCUGCUGCAUGAUCCCUUCACCAUGAGGAACAUACUGGGCAUCCUCGUCGCCAUAUUCGGGAUGGCGCUCUACUCCUACUUCUCGGUCCGGGAGAGCAAGAAGAAGUCGGCAGGCGACCCGCUUCCGGUGUCACAGAUGCCAGAGAAGGAGGUCGAGCCGCUCAUGGCGACUAAUGAUGUCAACGGUGACACCAAGAAGGCAAACGGCGUGACGCACGACUGUUGAAAUACUCAUCUCGUUUAUUUUUUAGCAUUAGCGCAGCUUUAGCUGUGUAGUAGCACCGGCGCACAUAAGCCUACCCCCGUAUCUUGAAAUUCUGAAUGGCUGGGAAACCCGUUCCUUCCCAUUUUCUCGAUUUCUUUCUCUUUGUAGAAGCGGACAAGAAAAUAUACUCCGUAUAUAUACUAAUGCUCGAAAAAGGUCGUUCUGCCUCACUCAACUGCAGGCUGAGUUUGAUUUAGCUCCUUUAAUCGCAAGACUAGAUAAAUCAACUUCUUCAACUAAUGAACCGGUUUAUUUUGUCUUCUAGAUGGUUUCAACCUACGUAACAUGUUACGUAUGUCUUCAUUCGAAAUGACACCUGUGUGGAAGUACAAUCAACAAAAUAAAACAGUGGGAUUCACAUGUAAAUGAUCACCUUAUAUUCU
This is a messenger RNA of Oryza brachyantha (malo sina), 1805 nucleotides long. RefSeq names its product UDP-xylose transporter 1-like. The transcript has 8 exons. Gene Ontology annotation, molecular function: UDP-xylose transmembrane transporter activity; antiporter activity. Gene Ontology annotation, cellular component: Golgi apparatus. The record is from RefSeq and is a predicted model, not a curated record. Lineage: Eukaryota; Viridiplantae; Streptophyta; Magnoliopsida; Poales; Poaceae. Bases 247 to 1383 code for a protein of 378 amino acids.